Molecule: messenger RNA, 3928 nt
Organism: Protobothrops mucrosquamatus (brown spotted pit viper)
Lineage: Eukaryota; Metazoa; Chordata; Lepidosauria; Squamata; Viperidae
Gene: CCDC80
Product: coiled-coil domain containing 80
Exons: 10
Source: RefSeq, a predicted model, not a curated record
CCUUGGGAAUGAAGAUUAGGAAGGUAAAGAGAAGCGCGCUAUUUUCUUCGCUCGCUUGAUGAGCGUCUCUAAACCUUUUUGCCUGGUAAAUGUAUUAGCCCUGGUGCUUCGGUUCCCGAGAGACAAAGGAGCCCCGCUGCAGGCCAGAGAGCGGAACUGAUGUGGAGGCGGCCGUGAAAGUGUGGAAGAGAGAGAAAGAGCGGAGCAGCAGCGAAUUCUGUGAAAAGCGCCUCUCUGGGGCUGCUCCCGAAAAGAGGCAGAGCUUGCGGCUAGAUGGAGAGAGGAAAGCUCCGGGCGGCAGCGUCUGUUUGCCUGCAUCCGCUUCCCUGAACACUAACAAGCCUUUCGGGGGAAUCUGUUUUGCCCCCAGCAGAGCUACAUGGCAACCCCCGCGGUCUGAAAGAGAGGAUCUGAAAGAAUCUUGGAGAAGAGUAACUUGCUGCAAGAGGUCACAAUGAACUGGACACCAGUUGUGAGCUUAACUGUGUUAUGGGCAACAUGGCUAGUGUGUGGCUCACAUAAGCCAAUGAGGCAAGCUGAGAGAGGGAGUCUUGGAGUCAGAAAAGAACCUGUGGCCUACAGGAGCAAUUUCAGGAGAUCUAUUUCAACCCAGCCCAGGUUGGGCAAGGUGCCUCAAAGACGUGUAAAUCUUUCUGGGAGAUAUUGGCAACGUCCCCUUGUUAAAAGGGAUUCUUUGGAACCUAAAAACCUAGCAGCGUCUUCCUCAAAAAAUAAAUCUCAGGUUCAGAUAAGGACUGGCGAGAUAAAAAUACGGCAGAUGAAAAGACCUAAGUUGGAAAUGAUUAAAGAUGAAGGAACAUCCACUGCAGUCCAAUCACGUGUUGUGCGUUUUCCAUUAGGGUCCAGUUCUCCCAAUAUCCUGGCUAGCUUUGCAGGCAAGAAUAGAGUCUGGAUUAUCUCUGUUCCUCAUGCCUCAGAUGGCUAUUACCGGCUCAUGAUGAGUCUGCUGAAGGACAAUGUCUAUUGUGAGCUAGCGGAAAGACAUGUCCAGCAGAUUAUACUGUUCCACGGGGAAGGUGAAGAAGAUAGUAAAGUUAGGAAGAUAUCCCCUGAAGGGAAAAUCCUAGAGCAGCCUCUAGAUCCAAGCCUCAUUCCCAAACUCAUGAGCUUUUUGAAACUAGAGAACGGGAAAUUUGGAAUGGUGUUGUUAAAGAAGACGUUACAAGUUGAGGAACGCUAUCCUUACCCAGUAAGGUUGGAAGCUAUAUAUGAAGUCAUUGACCAGAGUCCCAUCAGGAAGAUUGAGAAGGCAAGGCAAAAAGGCUUCAUUCAGAAAUGUAAAGCAGCUGGAGGAGAGGGCCAGAUCAUCAAGGAAGGGAUCAAUGGGGGCAGCAACACAAGAGCAGCUCCCAGUGGUGGUCGUGUCCAGUCAUUCCCGAGAAAGGAAGAAACAAGAAAAGGCAAAAUGCAACCAACCAGAGUGAAAACUGUGAAGAAAGUGGUGGUGGCCACAUUGCCAUCUCUUUCGCCCACUAUAUCUAGAGCCACUACCUUUCCUCCAACAACCACAACUCUCAAGCCAAUUGCCAGAAUAACGACAAUACCAAGCAGACCCACAACCACCAUCACAACUACUCCAACUACACAGAGAAUAUGGACCACAAAGUCACUCACCCAACUUCCUACAGAGCCCGAGACAACUAUUGCUUCUGAGACAGAGACAUCCCUUUCCAUGGGGAAGGAAAACCGCAGAGGAAAGCAUCCAGGUCAAAGACAACCAACAGCUACUAAAAGACCCAGGAAAGCCAGUCAUUAUGACACUUACACAGAAAUCCCAAGGGCCACCUCAGAGCAUUACACCAAGGCAAAUGCUGGCAGAUUCAAAGACAAUCGGACAGACAAGAAGGAGAGUCGGGACCCUGGCAUCACAGCUGGCCAGCAGAAGCCUCCUAAAAGCAAGCAGUCCAAACAGAAAGCCCAGGAUAAGAUACUGAGCAAUGAAUAUGAAGAUAAAUAUGACUUAGGGCAGCCUACCAGUCCUCAUGUAGAGGAAAGCAUCCCCAUAGGAAAUAUUCCACCCAAGAAAGCCAAAGAGUCAAAAAAACGCAUCCCUUCAAAAAAAUCUGAAAAGAAGAAAGAAAGAUAUGACAAGAAAAUUGAGAGGCAGGCCAAGAAGGACAGAGCUGAAAGGAAAAGCAAGCAAGAGAAAGAGCGCAACAAGAAAAACAAGAAAGGGAGCAAAAUAGAGACUGGAGGAAGCCUGAAACCCCACGCUAAGCCUUUCACACAGAAAUCUGUGACAAACCUUCUGAACUUCUUUGAAGGCAAAAGACGACUUUUGCUGAUCACAACACCCAAAGCUGACAACAACAUGUAUGCGCAACAGAGGGAUGAAUAUUUGGAGAGCUUUUGCAAAAUGGCGACUAGAAAAAUUUCAGUUAUCACCAUCUUUGGCACAAUGAACAACAGUCAUAUGAAGAUCGAUCAUUUCCAGCUAGAUAAUGAGAAUCCUAUGAAGGUGAUAGAGGACGAAGACCUGGUGGAUCAGAAUCUCAUCAAUGAGCUGAGAAGAGAAUAUGGAAUGACCUAUGAUGACUUCUUUAUGGUGUUAACAGAUUCUGAUAUGAAGGCCAAGCAAUACUAUGAAGUGCCUAUUGCCAUGAAGUCUGAUUUCGAUGGAGUAGAAACAUCUUUUUCUUCAAGGAAGAAACAGUCCAGUUGCCUUUUGAAGAAAAAAAAGGACUUUUGAGACUGUAUAACAUGGGGAUUUUUUUUAGUAUGUCCUCUUUUUCAUUCCAGAUUCCGUUGGAGAAGGAGACUGUUGGUAAUAUCCACUCCCAAUGAAGAAGACUGGGCCUAUUCACAGCAGCUUACAGCCCUGAAUGGGCAAGCAUGCAAUUUUGGUCUGCGGCAUAUAAUUAUCCUUAAGUUAUUAGGCAUGGGAGAGGAGAUUGGUGGAGUCCUAGAACUAUAUCCAAUCAAUGGGAGCUCCAGUGUGGACAGAGAAGAUGUCCCUGUUCAUUUGGUGAAAGACAUUCGCAAUUAUUUCCAGAUCAGUCCUGAAUAUUUUUCCAUGCUUUUGGUUGGCAAAGAUGGGAAUGUCAAAUCUUGGUAUCCUUCCCCAAUGUGGUCCAUGGUGAUUGUAUAUGAUUUAAUUGACUCUAUGCAACUUCGACGACAGGAGAUGGCCAUUCAGCAGUCACUAGGCAUGCGAUGCCCAGAAGAUGAAUAUGCAGAGUAUGGCUACCAUGGUUAUCACCAAGGUUAUCAGGAAGGUUACCAAGAUGAUUAUCAUCAUCAUGGAAGUUACCACCAUGGAUACCCCUACAGAAAGUAGCAAUUUAGCCUUCGACUGCUUGCAUCCUACUAGUCAUUCAAGUCACAAAAGGCCACAUGCGGAAAUUGCUUUAUGAUUGCGUGAACAUUUUCUAUUGCCUUAGUGUUCAGUCAAGGGAGCGUAUAAAAUUUGGCCUUCUCUGUAACACACAUUUUCAUGAACUGAAAGAGGUGAAAUUAAUUUCACUGAUGCCUUAUGAAAUAAAGACUCCUUUAUAUUUUAGAGCUCUUCUAACUUGAGGUAUUUCCUUGUGUUGUGUGUAUAUAGAAUAAGAAACUCUUUCCUAAUGGUGAUUAUUGUAUGGUGGAUAGGAUAUAACAUAUACAAUGGACUUCAGUUUUUGUCAAACUGCAUCCCCACUCCCUCAGGAAAUAUAUAUUUGAGAGCUGUGAAGCUUUAUUGAAGAGGAAGAAUAGUGAAUUGUGUUGCAGAAUACAAUCUUCACACUGCAGUUUUUUAGGAGGGUUUAUGAUAGUUAAGAAAAUGAUUUCUAGAGGUGUUUUAAAAAUGCUUUGACUAAAAUAACUUUGUUCAUAGUAUGCGAUCUCUAUAUGAUUCUGUCAAUUACCAAUCUGAAGAGUUUCUAGAACUAACAAUUUAAGAAUAGUCUGAUUUUGAGUGAAAAUACAA